Manduca sexta (tobacco hornworm) is the source of this 1459-nucleotide messenger RNA. RefSeq names its product beta-1,4-N-acetylgalactosaminyltransferase bre-4. Bases 291 to 1262 code for a protein of 323 amino acids. Gene Ontology annotation, biological process: carbohydrate metabolic process; glycosphingolipid biosynthetic process. The record is from RefSeq and is a predicted model, not a curated record. Gene Ontology annotation, molecular function: N-acetyl-beta-glucosaminyl-derivative 4-beta-N-acetylgalactosaminyltransferase activity. NCBI's taxonomy places the organism in Eukaryota, Metazoa, Arthropoda, Insecta, Lepidoptera, Sphingidae. The transcript has 9 exons.
UGUAUUCGAAUAUAAAAUCUUUUCGGUGGGGGUAAAAGAAACUGUCAAAUAUUAUUAAAAAAGAAGAAUGACAUUACUUUUGUUGAAGAAAAAAUUACUGUCGGCAAAGAGAAUUAUAAUUUAUAAAUCGGAACAAAAGGGGCUCCCGGGAGCACAUGCAUUAAGAACAAGGAAAUUGGGCCAUAAAAAGACACGUAGGCAAGAAUAUUUCGACGUUAGAUGUUAACAAUGGGUUAGUUGCUGACAAUUUGAAACAUAUUGCCGAGGAUAUCCAAGAAAAGAAUAUAACUAUGACAACAACAACACCUAGGAUAGUUUAUCUAAAUACAGACAACAUAAAAUAUAAUACAGAUGCUACAUCACCUGCCGCGAAUAAUUUUAUUGACGAGGAACUAAAAUUGUUAAUGGAGCAAAACCAACAAUUGCCUGUUUGUGGGCCAUUCUUAGAAAAAAAUGAAAACGAUGAAAUGAAAAACCUCAAAAGAAGAUUAGCGCAUAACUUGUUUUCGGAAGUCAAAAUGGGAGGGUAUUUUUUUCCGAAAAAAUGUCGUUCGAACCAUAAAGUCGCAAUAUUAGUGCCUUACCGAAAUCGCGAAAGGAAUCUAGCGGUGUUCGUUUACUAUAUGCAUACAUUUCUGAUGAAACAAGAUCUGGAAUACAGGAUAUUUGUUAUUGAACAAGCUGGUGGUGAGUUAUUCAACAGAGGGAAGCUGUUUAAUAUCGGAUUUACAGAGAUGAUGAAAUAUAAUGACUGGCAUUGCGUGGUGCUGCACGACGUGGACAUCUUGCCUCUUAAUAAAGGCAUUCUUUACACGUGUCCGCCAUACCCGCGGCAUAUGGUCGGCACUGUUUUUGAGAAGUCUAAUCUUACUUAUGGUCAAUACCGUAAUUUUUUCGGUGGAGCAUCGGUUUUGUCUGUGCAGCAUUAUAAGCAAAUAAACGGCUACUCGAAUCUGUACUGGGGAUGGGGCGGCGAGGACAACGAUAUGUACUGGAGAAUUCUCUCUGAAAAACUGCAAAUAGUUAGCUACAGCAAGAAUUUGGCGCGGUACACAUCUUUGCCACGUCCUGAAUCGCCCAGGAAUAUUUACAGAUUUCAACUAUUAAAAUUUGCUGUGGCGCGGCUAAAGACAGACGGUCUCUCAAACCUGGUGUAUAAAGUGAUUUGGACAAAGCAUCGCCAUCUCUACACUCAUAUUCUGGCUGAUGUGAACCCUUUGAAGGAAAACAUUAUGGAUGUGUACCGAAAAAUGUUUAAUUAAAUAAAUUUAAUAACACAAUAUAAACUCACGUAAUAGGCCAAUGAAACAGGCGCCUAAAUCAUUUUAUCAAAGUAUUUUAUCGUGAAAAUCGGAAACUUCUUAGGAUUACUAUAUUAAUCAAAAGAGUCAUAAAUGAUUAAUUUUACACGUAAAUCUAAAUAUAAAUAUAUGACAAAAGUUGUUUUUUGUUUUAUUAA